Molecule: messenger RNA, 123 nt
Organism: Racocetra persica
Lineage: Eukaryota; Fungi; Glomeromycota; Glomeromycetes; Diversisporales; Gigasporaceae
Source: the annotation of a GenBank genome assembly
AAAGUGAAAAACGAUUUGCGAAAUUGGAACAGAAGCAGACCCAGGUUAUCACUAAUAAACAGGAAGUAUCCCCCGCAAAAGAUAUUUUACCACUUAUCGAAGAUCAGUCCGGUAAAGAUAAUG